AGUUAUUACACUUCCUGUGUAAAUGCUCGCAUGUAAAAAAAUGUUCACUUUCAGAAUUUUUGCAAAUAGAGCAUCGAGUCAACAUUUAAACAAGGCUUUAAGACAAUGUAGUGUUUUGAAGGGAUGUAAUUCACAGAUCAGGAAGAUUCAUACAACUAGACAAUGCAACAGGCUAGCAUCUGGUAAACUGCAGGAAUUACAGUCGGAAUUUAAUCUGCAGAUUAAGAUGGAAAAAGAUGAAGAAUACCCUUUUGAUGACUUUGAGGAUCAAGCGUUGACAAGUCCAGAUUUCUUUGAAGUAAAGAAUAUGGUUACCUUACAUGAUUUAUUUGAUGCCAGAGUUCAUUUUGGUCACAAAUCAGGAUGUAGAAAUGAAUACAUGACAGAUUAUUUGUUUGGAUCACGACUUGAAGUUGAUAUUUUCGAUUUAGACCAAACUUUACCAUUGCUCCACGAUGCAUUAAAUUUCAUGGCUCAUAUUGCUUACAGGAAAGGUGUUAUUCUAUUUUUAAGUAGAAAUCUACAAAACAUGCAUCUGAUUGAACAAACAGCUAAGGAAUGUGGAGAGUAUAGCCACUGUCGUAAAUGGCAGGAAAAUCUGUUUACUAAUUCGGUCCGACAUUAUCGUAGUGAGAUAAGAAUACCCGACCUUUGUGUUAUAUUUAAUACUAAAGACACUACAGUGGAACAACAUCAGGUAGUCAGUGAAAGUGCUAAAUUGUGCAUACCUACUAUAGGUAUUGUGGACUCUGACUGUGAUCCUCGCCUUAUAACAUUCCCUGUACCAGGGAAUGAUGAUACACCAGCUACUGUUCAGCUAUACUGUAGACUGUUUAAACAAGCUAUCCUCAAAGGUAAAGCAGCCAGAGCCAAAGCAGAGAAACAGAAAAAUAAUGUGAAAAACUAGAUAGCAUUGAUAAAUAAAAGGUUAUUGUAGUGGAUCUUA
This is a messenger RNA of Mytilus californianus (California mussel), 946 nucleotides long. RefSeq names its product 28S ribosomal protein S2, mitochondrial-like. Lineage: Eukaryota; Metazoa; Mollusca; Bivalvia; Mytilida; Mytilidae. Gene Ontology annotation, biological process: translation. Bases 23 to 907 code for a protein of 294 amino acids. The record is from RefSeq and is a predicted model, not a curated record. The transcript is spliced from 3 exons. Gene Ontology annotation, molecular function: structural constituent of ribosome. Gene Ontology annotation, cellular component: ribosome; mitochondrial small ribosomal subunit.